This is a messenger RNA of Lathyrus sativus (Indian pea), 1041 nucleotides long. NCBI's taxonomy places the organism in Eukaryota, Viridiplantae, Streptophyta, Magnoliopsida, Fabales, Fabaceae. The record is from the annotation of a GenBank genome assembly.
AUGGACAAAGAUUUCAAGCCACACUUGCUCAUGAUAUUAGGCCAGUUGGGCUAUACAUUGUUAUAUUUUAUUACUGAAGCUUCCUUCAACCAUGGAAUGAGUCCUUACGUCUAUGUUACCUAUCGCCAUGUUGUUGCUGGUUUUGUGAUGCUUCCUAUUGCAUACUUUCUAGAAAGAAAUGUAAGACCAAAGCUGACAUUUUCUCUUUUUACGGAAUUUUUUGUGCUUUCAGUCUUAGGGGUAAGUUUGACUCUGAAUAUGUACUUUGCAAGCUUGAAGUACACUUCUCCAACAUUUAUUUCUUCCAUGGUCAACUGCAUAGCUUCCCUUACCUUCAUUAUUGCAGUGGCUUUCGGGUUUGAGGUUCUAGAUCUUCGAAAUCCUCACGGUAUAGCAAAAGUGUUUGGGACCUUCAUAUCCUUAGCCGGUGUUAUGACCAUGACACUCUACAAAGGACCUAUUAUGAGCAAUUUGUGGCGUCCUCUAAUUAAUAUUCAACCAACAAGUGAUAAUUCUGUUUAUGCGAGCGAGUUAAAGGGUUCACUUCUUACCGUUUCAUGCUGUGUUACAUGGUCUAUAUGGUACAUUAUGCAGGCAUCCACUCUAAAAAGAUACCCUGCUCAAUUAUCACUCACUACAUGGAUGUGUUUUAUAGGAGCAGCACAAUCAGCUGUUUUCACAGUGAUAGCAGAACAUAAUAACCAUACAGCAUGGAUUAUAGGGCUCAACAUUGACUUAUGCUCCACAAUAUAUGGGGGAAUUGUUGUUAGUGGUUUGUUGAUGUACAUUCAACUAUGGUGUACUGAGAAAAAAGGACCAGUUUUUGUCACAAUGUUUAACCCUCUUAGCACCAUAUUUGUGGCAAUUCUGUCAUUCUCUGUCUUUGGUGAAAAACUUUAUUUGGGCAGCAUCAUAGGUUCAUUUAUUGUCAUCAUGGGUCUGUACUUGUUGCUGUGGGGGAAAGAAGGUGACAGAGAGGUUGAUUUCAAGACCAAAGGUAAAUUGCAGUGCAAUAGUGAAAAUCCAGAAUGCAGAAUAUAG